GAAACCCAAGAAUCUCAACCUCGCCAAGGAAAGUUAAUCAAUAAACUAAUUAACUGCUUGCAAGCUUUGUAAUUGUUUGAUCAGAAGAAUUAGAAUGAAAGGUUGGGGGUUGAGCACAACCCUGGGAUGAAGGCCGAAUCGUAGAACUCUUUACAUUUUUUUAAAAAAAGUAUUUUUUAAAAAUAGAAUUUUAUUUUAUUUUUGCACCAGGAAAAAGGAGAGGAAACCAUUCUCUUUUUUUCCCCCCUUCCUCCUUUUUCUUAAAAAUUAGGAAUAAUUGAAGGAUUUGGGAGAGAAAGGAGGGGGAGACGGAAAUGCCUUUCAAUUAAAGCGAGAUCGGAGGGAAAUUUUGCCUCCCCAACUGCUGCCGGCUUUUGAUCUCCUUGUUUUCGCCCCACGAAGACCAUCCAGUCCAGGUUGAGAUUUUCUGCUUAUUUUUGUUCCGGCACCUUUUUUUUUUUUUUUGGUUAACAUUCUGAAUUCGAGGCUCGCUCCAGGUUGCUCCUUUUUGGACCAAUGAAGGAACCAGACGCCAUCAAACUUUUCAUUGGACAAAUCCCCCGGAAUUUAGAGGAGAAAGACCUUAAGCCCAUCUUUGAACAGUUUGGCAAAAUCUACGAGCUGACAGUCAUUAAGGAUAAAUACACCGGCAUGCAUAAAGGAUGCGCCUUCCUGACCUACUGCGCCCGCGAGUCAGCCCUCAAGGCACAAAGUGCUCUUCACGAGCAGAAAACGCUGCCUGGGAUGAACCGGCCAAUCCAGGUGAAACCAGCGGACAGCGAAAGUAGAGGAGAAGACAGGAAGCUCUUUGUAGGGAUGUUGGGCAAGCAGCAGACAGAUGAGGACGUCCGGAAAAUGUUUGAGCCCUUCGGGAACAUCGACGAAUGCACGGUGCUGCGUGGUCCUGACAGCACCAGCAAAGGCUGCGCUUUCGUGAAGUUCCAAACGCAUGCAGAAGCACAAGCCGCCAUCAAUACGUUGCAUGGAAGCCGCACGUUGCCAGGUGCCUCGUCUAGCCUUGUGGUGAAAUUUGCCGACACGGAGAAGGAGAGGGGCCUGCGUCGAAUGCAGCAAGUGGCAAACCAGCUGGGCAUGUUUAGCCCCAUUGCGCUUCAGUUCGGGGCGUAUAGCGCCUACACCCAAGCACUAAUGCAGCAACAGGCAGCUCUUGUUGCCGCACACUCCACCUACCUCAACCCCAUGGCGACGAUGGCCGCCGUGCAGAUGCAGCAGAUGGCCACCAUCAACCCCAACGGCCUCAUUGCCACCCCCAUCACCCCCAUCACGCCCUCCUCAGGUACCAGCACGCCGCCCGCCAUUGCUGCGACGCCAGUGUCUGCCAUCCCGGCUACCCUCAGCGUCAAUGGCUACAGCCCUGUCCCCACGCAGAGCACGGGGCAGCCAGCCUCUGAGGCCAUUUACUCCAACGGUGUCCAUCCUUACCCAGCACAGAGCCCAGCAGCCCCCGUGGACCCACUGCAACAGGCAUAUGCAGGGAUGCAACACUAUACAGCCGCCUACCCCGCUGCCUACGGACUGGUCAGCCCGGCCUUCCCGCAACAGCCAGCCACGAUAAUCGCCCAGCAACCUCCUCCGCAACAGCAACAGCAGCGGGAAGGCCCCGAGGGCUGUAACAUCUUCAUCUACCACCUGCCGCAGGAGUUCACGGACUCUGAAAUCUUACAGAUGUUCCUCCCCUUCGGGAAUGUCAUCUCUGCCAAAGUCUUCGUGGACCGGGCCACCAAUCAGAGCAAAUGUUUCGGAUUCGUAAGUUUCGACAAUCCCGCCAGCGCUCAGGCUGCCAUCCAGGCCAUGAACGGCUUCCAGAUUGGGAUGAAACGCCUCAAAGUCCAGCUCAAGCGGCCCAAAGAUGCCAACCGGCCCUACUGAACCACUGCCCAUCAGGUCUGGAGCUUAAUGGAGGAGCAAAGCCCCCCUUGAUUCGCUUCCCCUUUCCUCUUACUCCCCCCCUCUUCCUCCACUUUUCCUCUUCCUCCUCAUAGAUCAUAGAAAGCUGCCCGUUCUCCGAGCUCAAGGGCCACCACUUUCCUUGCUGGCUCAAACUGGAAGAAUCCUCAGCUGACACCAAUCCACUCCUCUUUGAGGACAGCUAUACGAUCAGAUGGGCUCACCGUAUAUAAAUCCUUCUGCCACCCUCCCCUACUCCCUCCCUCUGACCCAGCUGAGAAGCAUGCACUGGAGUCGCCAAACAAAUCAACCCUUACCCAACCCAUGAAAACCCCUCCUUUGGUGGCGGUGGUGGUUGUUUAAGCCACGGACGUUUGGACCCCAAGAUCUGUUUGCGGGGGGAGGAUUAUAUCCUUUUGGAUGAGGCAGACUGAGCAGAAGACAUUCCUAGAAAGAUGGGCUCAGGACCGACCCAGAUAGGAGCCCCCAAGCACACCUCUGGGGGUCCCUCAACCCUUUUCCUCUUGUGCCCAGCGGAUGUAAGGUCGCAGGAAUGCAGGCCGCGGAGCCAGAGGCAUGGACCAAUGGAAGAUCUUCAGGGUGAUAGACCUUUGGGGAUUAGAAAAUAAUUCACCCUCCAACUGAUUCCUGAUGCUGGUCUAGCCAGCUUCUAGGAGCUGCCAGAGCUUCCUGGG
Molecule: messenger RNA, 2603 nt
Organism: Rhineura floridana
Lineage: Eukaryota; Metazoa; Chordata; Lepidosauria; Squamata; Rhineuridae
Gene: CELF3
Product: CUGBP Elav-like family member 3
Exons: 13
Coding region: 517-1890 (457 amino acids)
Biological process (GO): mRNA splice site recognition; regulation of alternative mRNA splicing, via spliceosome
Cellular component (GO): ribonucleoprotein complex; cytoplasm; nucleus
Molecular function (GO): mRNA binding
Source: RefSeq, a predicted model, not a curated record